AUGUCCGGCAAGGUCGUAGACAAGGCUUUGACUCUCUUAAGGAAAUUCCCCAGAGUAUCUCUAGGGAAUCUUAAAGAUAUGCCUGGAUCUAAACCUCAUAAGGUGAACCGCAGACGUGAUGCUAAAAGAGGUAACACUCAUGGGCGAGGUAUGAAGGGUCAAGGAGCCAGAGACACUUUACCUAGGAUAGGAUUUGAGGGCAACAACACGCCCUUUCAUUUACUCAUCCCAAAGGAGCCAUAUUACCACAGGCAUCAUGUACGAAAGGAGUAUGUUCCAUUAACCCUGCUACAGCUUCAGCGAAUGAUUGACCUAAACCGUGUGGACAGCAAUGAGCCAAUAGACCUGUCAUCACUUUGUAACACUGGACUUUUCAGGGUCGAACCAAUUCAGAAGCAGUAUGGUGUCCAUCUAACAGAAGAGGGAGCUGACAUGUUUGCAGCACAGAUCAAUAUUGAAGUGCAGUGGGCCGAUGAGCUUACCAUUGCAGCCAUCGAGAGAAAUGGAGGAACAAUCACAACUCGCUUUUUUGACAUACCAUCUCUAAUGGCUGCAGUAUCCCCAAAGAAUUUCUUUAUGAAAGGAAUACCCAUUCCCAGAUGUAAGGUUCCACCAACUGACGUUUUCAAAUAUUACACUGAUGCAAAAAAUCGGGGAUAUUUAGCAAACCCUGAAAAUAUUAAAAAGGCUCGGAUGGAACUUUCUCAGAAGUAUGGAUACGAAUUGCCUGAUAUAAAAAAUGAUGAGAAAUUUGAAAUGUUGUCUACAAGGAAAGAUCCACGUCAGAUAUUUUAUGGGCUUGAACCAGGAUGGAUAGUGAAUCUUCAUGAUGAGACUGUGUUAAAACCUCAAGGAGAGGAACAUGUAAAGUAUUACAAAUCCUAAGGAGGAAUUUGUAUUGUUAUUUGGGAGAAAGUGCUGUAUAUGUUUUCAGUGAUUUUUUAAAGAAAGACAUUGCAUAUUAAAGAAAAUUAAUAUU
This is a messenger RNA of Ylistrum balloti, 979 nucleotides long. Its product is annotated as large ribosomal subunit protein uL15m-like. The coding region runs from base 1 to 885 and encodes 294 amino acids. The record is from RefSeq and is a predicted model, not a curated record. Gene Ontology annotation, cellular component: mitochondrial large ribosomal subunit. The transcript has 4 exons. Gene Ontology annotation, biological process: translation. Gene Ontology annotation, molecular function: structural constituent of ribosome. Lineage: Eukaryota; Metazoa; Mollusca; Bivalvia; Pectinida; Pectinidae.